Molecule: messenger RNA, 4120 nt
Organism: Spodoptera exigua (beet armyworm)
Lineage: Eukaryota; Metazoa; Arthropoda; Insecta; Lepidoptera; Noctuidae
Source: the annotation of a GenBank genome assembly
UAACAGUAAUUGAAUAGGUAGUGGACGCGGCGUUUAGUGACUUGUCAAGUGUCAACUUUUAGUCUGAAGAUUCUCAACAUUUCUUUCUACUUUCUAGAUUAUCUAGUUCAUUUCAAGUCGAAGGUAAUCAAAGUAACAAAUAAGCAAAAUGCGACGCAGCUUAGGACGUCGUGGUAACAACAUGAGCGGCAAUCACGGGCCCUUAAUGACGGAACAUUUACAGGACAUUGAUUUGGAGCUUGAGCUGCUUAAGCGCAAGCGUGAGAUGAUUGAGCAACAACAACAGUUGCUGGUAAUGGAGCAGCAGUACAAGUCUUCGGUAUGUUCAUAAUUGCUUUUCAGCUCUCUGACCUCUAUUUUGCAGGCAUGCCACUUGUUUCAGUAUGUAUUAGUUAUCAGUUUAUAAAGUAUCAUAGAAACUUAUUUUAAAUCUUUAAUAGUUAGUCUAGUCUAUACAUACAACACCCCAACCUGCAAUGCCUUAUUAAGCAUUGCUAAAAACUGAGCAUAUGUGAGACUGCUAUAGAUUGUUGACCUACCAACUAGUUUCUUACCAUAUAUUGUUAUCAAACUUGUUGUGUAGCCAACAAUCAUAUUCUUGAGUUAAGUCAUACUGUCAUAAGAUGAUGAAAUGUUUACUCUCAAGUCUUUUGUAGUGAACAAAUGUUGUAUUUUAUUAGUGUUCCUACUCAAAGAGAACCAAACAAAUUCAUAUUUAUUUCUUGAUGAUGUGGAAUCAAUUAUGUACUACUAUAUUUUCGUCAGUAUGGUACAUUCCAAAACUGAAAAAAUUUGCUGAGAAAAAUAUAAUUAGGCCACAGUCAAGACGCUUAUAGAUUCUACCAUGACACUAGAAAGUAUUGUCGAAAAAGUUGGAAUUUGAUAAUGUUGUUGUGGACAAUGUUUUUUCACAACAUUAUUUUUUGGUCAGGAGACUAUUUCGACAAACCUUUGAUGACAGUGUCUGUAUGGAAUUUAAAAGGUUAAAACUUACUGUGUUCUAAACCUAGCUCUGUGAAUAUUUUUAGCUAUUGGAGUUUAUCAUAAUCUGAAAAAGUUUCUUCAUGUGAACAUAGUUCUAAUGGUUUUUCAUCAUUAGACCAGUUCACAUAUGCUGAAGUAUUUAUUGCCAUUCAUCUGAUUAAAUUAUUAAUUUACUUAAGAAUUUAUUAGUAUUUUUACAUAAAUAUUAGGUAAUCAGAAUGAAUGGCCAUAGUUGACUAAACUUCAGCAUAUUGUUUAUAAUAUGUCUUCAUUAUUUAUAAUUAAAUUUCAGAGACAAUCAUAUGAUCAAAUGCGAUAUGAUGAACCAGACCAGCAUGGUUCCAAUCGCGAUUAUAACCACAUGUAUGACUCCGGACUCAAACGAAAUCAGUUUGGCAGAAAACGCCAACCUGAAUCUCAGUGGCAAUACGACGGUCCCCCUAAAAAAGUUAAUCCAAAAAAGAAACCCCAGUUCAACCCAAACAGUAAUUCUGGACCUGCAAAUGUCCGCAACCAAAGGUCCAAUUUUCCAAAGCAAGGUUCGAAGCACCCUUACGGCCAGCCAGCACCUCUUAUGGAUAUAAAGAUAAAGCAAUCUAUAGGCCAAAAGAUCGCGAACCAAAAACUAACACAACAAAAAAAGAACUUCGCUCCAACUAAAGUCACAAAGUCCAAAGCGCCCCCUGCUCCCAAUAAGCUGGCGUCUCACAGUGUCGCCCAACGAAAAAGUUUGGUGGCAGCUGCAACCGGGGCACCCUCAGGGGACGUGACGAACAUGUUGCUUCCUGAUCGCGUGCCGACGCAGCAGGUGAGCGGGCGCUUGGAGCUGGCUUUGGGGGCGAUCAUGAAAAACGUAAGGGGGAUGAUCGAUCGGAAACCUGAGCACGCUGUCUUGCUACGCACUCUUCAAAUGCAGCGUGUUAUGAAACAAGCCGUGCGGGAACGUAUUCGUAACGUCAUGUUAGGAAAAGUAGUCGGCAGUUUAAUUGACAUACUUGCGAUUUAUCGAGAGGAAUUCCCUGAAGAAACUGAUCUUGACAUCCUCAAUCUAGCUAUAGAAACAGGAGGGACCUUAGGGGAAGUGACUGAAGAAAAACCGAAAUCUAAGUUUAUUGAAACAGAUGACCCAGGAGAAUUUUUCAAAAUCAAUAUGACUGCUCUAAUUGAAUCCAAACUGAAUGAAAUGUUUUCUAAACUUGAGAACAUGGUCAAUGAGGAAACACCAGAAGGUGAUGAUAAUUCAGAUCAACCUGAGGGCAAAGAAAAUGGCAUCAAGUCUGAAAAACCCGAUGACUCGGAAACUGAGAAGUCGGAUGUUCCUGUGAAAUCAGAUACAGCUGAGAAGUUGGAUACUACUGAAAAGUCAGACACUGCUGAGAAGCCAGACACUCCUGAGAAGUUAGAAAACUCAGAGCAGUCAAACAACCCUGAGCAGUCCGACAACCUGGAGAAGUCAAACAACACCGAGAAGUCGGAAAACCCUGAGAAAUCGGAUAACCCUGACAAGUCAGACAACCAAGUGAAGAACGAGAACUCUGAUAAUCAGACCAAUCUUUCUGAAACAGCUAAAAAUGAAAAGGAUGAAGGUCAGGAGUACAAAGAGUUUUUGAACUCGACUGUACGUGUUCACCAAGUGAGGCGAAUUUUACCACGGCUGUUGAAGCGUUUUACUCCGUACAUCAUCAAGCUCAUCAAUGUGGACUCGCUUUACCAAAGCACUAAAGCAGCAAUAGUUAUGAAAACAAACCAGAAGGCUGCAAGGAUAACUGGCACCAAACUGUCAGAUAUUCCUGAACCUGUUAUGAAAGGAGAGUCUGAGGCCAAAGCCGUUGAGCAGAGUAAUGCGGGUCAAAACCGUACAAUGUACAACUUGCCGUAUUACGUAAAGAUAAUGGGCCGUCCAUCAUUACCAAAAAGGAGGACCAUGCAAGGUUUCUUGAGCAAGUUCAACCCAAAGUCUAUCAAGAAACAUAGGACUAUCCACAACUUGCUGUUUGUUGGCUUUUCGGAAAAAGCUGACUUUGACGCCAUGGUGGCUGCGGACGGCACAGUGAUGGGACGAUCCACACUCAGCGUGAGAAAUUGCUCCAAAGAUAAUCAAAAUUCGAACGCUGAACAAAAUGGUGAUAAUAAUGACAGCAUCAAUGAUACAGAUGUAAUUAUGACUGAAGUUAAGAAAGAAGAUAAAUCGCUGGAUGAGAUCAUACCUUCUGAUUUGGACAACCAGAUCUCUAAUUUGCUGUCUACGAUCAGGAAAGCUGAGGAAGAUAAUGAAAUGAAUACAAGCAGCAAUGACGUUGAAAAAGGAGACAAACAAGGUGAAAAUGCUACUACAGAAACCACAACGAAAGAAGUUGAUAAUGGGAUUCCGGAAAAUGUUGAAAAUGAUGCCAAUAAAAUGGCACAGGAGGAACAGGCAGCUGAUGACGUUCAGGAUGAAAAUAAUGAUGAUCAAGCAAGGCAAGCUACUGAUGAUGGUCCAAAACAGGACACAGAAUCAAAUAAAGAACCCGCAGAAACAGUAGUUGCACAAUCUGUUGAUCCAGCGGUAGGAAACGGCGAAAAUUCGGAGGAUGCACAGACUGCUAAUUCUGAAUCUAAUGAAAACUUGGAGAAUGAUAAGCUUGGAGAGUUGAAGGCAGGCACAACUGGGAGAUCUACCCCGACGCGAACUUCUGCUCGACUGGCUAACGUCACGCCUAGCACUAUACGUACUCGUCGAGCGAGCCGGCUCGCACAAAACUAGAAUACCUAAUUUCUAAACUGAAUUGUUUAGUUAAGCAAUAAGCAAACGCUGCUAAAGAUUUACCAGAUUACAAGAAUUACAGAUCCACUCGAAAGAGUCUUUUAAGUUUAUGUAUUGCAAGAGAUUAAUGAAAUGCAUGAGAAUAUUUUAUGAUUGUUUAUUGGCUUUAAUUUAAUAGGUAAUGCUUGGUCAUUUUAAUAAGACUUACCUAAGUCUAAAUAUGAAUUACUCCAAUUAUUAUAGAGUUUAGGUUUCAGUUUUACUGAAACCUUUUGAUUAUUUCAUAAGAACGUUAUGAAAUAGAUUUUAGAAAAGAAUAUUAUGAACGAUUUCCAUUUUAACGUGAUGUAAUAAUAAUAGGAUGUCAUGUAAUAAAUAUUUCUACGAUUA